AUGGCGGCUGUUUCUGCCGAAGCAAUCAUGGCCGUCCUCUCCGUUCUCACGUGUACCUUUCUUUUCAUCACCACCGUCCAAUCAGACGCCUCUGAUCACCGGUACAAAGCUGGAGACCCCGUCCCUCUCUACGCUAACAAGGUGGGUCCCUUCCAUAACCCCAGUGAGACCUAUAGAUAUUUUGACCUUCCCUUCUGUACUCCAGAUCAUGUGAAAGAGAAGAAGGAAGAUCUAGGGGAGGUGCUAAAUGGAGAUAGGCUAGUAAGUGGUCCAUAUGCCCUUGAUUUCUUGAUCAACAAACAAUCUGAAGUUCUGUGCAGAAGGAGGAUGACAAAGAAGGAAGUUGCAAUCUUCAGAAGAGCAGUGGAUAAAGACUAUUACUUUCAGAUGUACUAUGAUGACCUCCCAAUCUGGGGACUUCUAGGCAGAGUUGAGAGGGAAGGCCUAGAUGAUCCCAAGGAUUACAAGUACUAUCUCUACAAACACACUCAUUUCGACAUUCAUUACAACAAAGAUCGCGUUAUCGAGAUCAAUGCCAGGACUGAUCCUCACGCGGUUAUAGACUUGACAGAGGCGAAAGAACUUGAUGCAGAGUUCACUUACACCGUGAAAUGGAAGGAAACAGAUAUCCCUUUCGAGAACAGAAUGGAUAAGUUCUUCCAGACUUCUUCUCUGCCCCAUCAUCUCGAGAUUCAUUGGUUCUCGAUCAUAAACUCGUGUGUCACUGUUCUUCUGUUAACCGCUUUCCUUGCCACCAUUCUGUUGCGAGUCCUCAAGAAUGACUUCAUCAAGUAUGCUCGUGAUGAAGAGGCGGUUGAUGAUCAGGAGGAGACCGGGUGGAAGUACAUACAUGGCGAUGUGUUUCGAUUUCCCAAACAUAAGUCUUUGUUUUCAGCUGCUCUUGGCUGUGGCACCCAGCUUUUUACACUGGCAAUUUUCAUUUUUAUGCUAGCUCUAGUGGGCGUUUUCUAUCCGUAUAACCGGGGAUCACUAUUUACUGCGCUGCUGGUUAUAUAUGCACUCACUUCUGGCAUUGCUGGGUACACUGCAACCUCGUUUUAUUUCAUGCUCGAGGGAACAAAUUGGGUGAGAAACCUGCUGUUAACCGGGGGCCUAUUCUGUGGCCCUCUGGUCAUCACAUUCUGCUUCCUCAAUUCUGUUGCCAUUGCGUAUAGCUCGACUGCAGCAUUGCCAUUCGGGACGAUUAUGGUUAUAGUACUAAUCUGGACGUUAGUGACAUCGCCAUUGCUGGUUUUAGGAGGAAUUGCGGGGAAGAAUAGCAGAACGGAGUUCCAUGCUCCAUGCCGAACUACAAAGUAUCCCAGAGAAAUUCCCGAGCUGCCUUGGUAUCGAUCGACAGUGCCUCAGAUGGGAAUGGCGGGGUUUCUGCCAUUCUCUGCUAUAUAUAUCGAGCUUUAUUACAUAUUCGCAAGCGUUUGGGGUCAUAAAAUCUACACGAUUUAUAGCAUUCUUUUCAUCGUUUUCAUCAUCCUUCUGAUUGUCACGGCGUUCAUCACCAUCGCCCUCACCUACUUCCAGUUAGCUGCAGAAGAUCAUGAAUGGUGGUGGAGGUCGUUUCUAUGUGGUGGCUCAACCGGCAUCUUCAUCUACGCCUACUGCUUGUACUACUACUACGCGAGAUCAGACAUGUUUGGUUUCAUGCAGACCUCGUUUUUCUUCGGGUACAUGGCUUGCGUCUGCUAUGGCUUCUUCCUGAUGCUCGGGUCUGUAGGUUUUCGCGCUGCGCUGGUCUUCGUUCGGCAUAUUUAUCGGUCUAUAAAGUGCGAGUAGACAGAGAUGGAUGGAGGGCUUUGCAGUUUCUGUGGUGUUUGUUAAGGUUUGGUCAUACAAAAUUUGAUCUGCAGAGUGAAGUAUAAGUUUUGGUUCAUUUAGAAGCACAAACUGUGAACUGUUUCUGUUGCUGAUGUUACAGCCUUGGAGAGUUGAGUGAAUCUGUGUAUCAAAACUUGUUUACUUGUUUGUUCCAAUGUUGUUUAUAAAAUUAAUUUA
Molecule: messenger RNA, 2010 nt
Organism: Ipomoea triloba (trilobed morning glory)
Lineage: Eukaryota; Viridiplantae; Streptophyta; Magnoliopsida; Solanales; Convolvulaceae
Product: transmembrane 9 superfamily member 3-like
Exons: 7
Coding region: 1-1791 (596 amino acids)
Biological process (GO): protein localization to membrane
Cellular component (GO): membrane
Source: RefSeq, a predicted model, not a curated record